UCAACCUUCAUUCAGCCAAACCCAAACACACAAGUUGCUAGCUUCCGCCGCUCUCGCGCCGCCACCCGUUCCCACCGUCACCGGCUGCCGUCGUCCCUGUUCUCGCCGUGAGGACGUGCAGCGCCCCUGCCUCGUCUUGUGCUCGUCCCUCGCUGCUUCAGGAUGCAAGCCUGUACUGGAGUUGCAAUGAUGGGUUCUAUGCAACAACCUGCUUGGACCAAGGGGCAGAGUUUCCCUGCAAUAGGGUAUGGCAGCAAUGGCUUUAUACCUCAAGUCAAGUUCUGCAAUGUCAAGCCAUGCAAAGCAUCAUCUUUGUCUAUCUCCGUGCCUGAAAUUAAAGGUGACGGUAGUAGAAUCCUGGACUCUGGCUUGAGUGAAGUUGAUCCUGAGGUUUAUGCAAUUAUCGGCAAGGAAAAAGACCGUCAAUUUAAAAGUCUUGAGCUUAUUGCUUCUGAAAAUUUUACAUCUAGAGCAGUGAUGGAAGCAGUUGGUUCAUGCCUCACAAACAAGUACUCAGAAGGACUUCCUGGUAAAAGGUACUAUGGUGGCAAUGAGUUCAUUGAUGAGCUUGAAAUCAAAUGUCAAGAAAGGGCACUGGCUGCAUUUCAUGUAGAUGGUAAUAAGUGGGGUGUUAAUGUUCAACCAUUAUCUGGUUCUCCAGCUAACUUUGCAGUGUACACUGCAUUACUUAAACCUCAUGAUCGAAUAAUGGGUUUGGACUUGCCUCAUGGGGGCCAUUUGUCUCAUGGAUUUAUGACGCCUAAAAGACGUGUAUCAGCCACAUCAAUUUAUUUUGAAUCUAUGCCUUAUCGACUUGAUGAAUCAACAGGUUUUAUUGAUUAUGAUAUGCUGGAGAAAACUGCUAUUCUCUUCCGACCAAAACUCAUAAUUGCUGGUGCUAGUGCUUAUCCUCGAGACAUUGACUAUCCUCGCAUGAGAAAAAUUGCAGAUCAAGUAGGAGCUUUCCUUAUGAUGGAUAUGGCUCACAUAAGUGGACUUGUUGCUGCAUCUGUGCUUGCUAAUCCCUUUGAUUUCUGUGACAUCGUGACCACCACAACCCACAAGUCUUUGAGAGGCCCUAGAGGUGGUAUGAUAUUCUUCAAGAAGGAUACAGUGCAUGGGGUUGAUCUGGAGCCUGCCAUUAACAAUGCUGUUUUCCCCGGUCUCCAGGGGGGUCCUCAUAACCACACAAUCGGAGGACUAGCGGUUUGCUUGGAGCAUGCCCAGUCUCCAGAAUUCAAAGUUUACCAAAACCAGGUGGUUGCUAACUGUAGAGCUUUGGCUAACCGGUUAGUCGAGCUGGGGUAUAAACUGGUUUCUGGUGGUAGUGAUAAUCACCUGGUUCUUGUUGAUCUGAGGCCAUCUGGUAUUGAUGGUGCUCGGACAGAGAAAAUUCUUGAUCUGGCUUCUAUAACACUCAACAAGAACUCAGUGCCUGGUGAUAAGAGUGCCCUAGUUCCAGGUGGCAUUCGCAUCGGGUCACCUGCAAUGACAACAAGAGGACUUGGUGAAAAAGAAUUUGCACUAAUUGCAGACUUAAUUCACGAGGGUGUGCAGAUAAGUCUUGAAGCCAAAAGUUUGGCCUCAGGAUCAAAGCUCCAAGAUUUUAUGAACCUUGUUUUAUCUCCUGAAUUUCCUUUGCAAGACAAGGUUACAGAGUUACGUAAGAAAGUUGAAGCACUUGCUACUCGGUAUCCAAUUCCUGGAGUCUAAUUGCACUUGCUUCGUGAAUGCUAAAAACUAAGGCACUUGAAUUUUUUUGAUGCAAGCACAGAAGUGGAUGCAGAUCUUCCCAAGCACAGAGCUUCGGCACUUAUAAUUGCUUCUUAUGUGCUUGGGAGUAUGUUUGUUUUGUUUCUUGCUGAUAAUAUCUAUUGUGGUUCUAUUCCAUUUGGAAGUGGAUGCAGAUCAAUACUUGAUGCUUCAAAUUUCUUUAGGUUCCUGGUUUGACUAAAAACAGUUUUUCCUUGUUGAA
Lotus japonicus is the source of this 1975-nucleotide messenger RNA. RefSeq names its product serine hydroxymethyltransferase 3, chloroplastic. The transcript is spliced from 12 exons. Gene Ontology annotation, molecular function: cobalt ion binding; glycine hydroxymethyltransferase activity; pyridoxal phosphate binding. The record is from RefSeq and is a predicted model, not a curated record. NCBI's taxonomy places the organism in Eukaryota, Viridiplantae, Streptophyta, Magnoliopsida, Fabales, Fabaceae. Gene Ontology annotation, biological process: folic acid metabolic process; tetrahydrofolate interconversion; L-serine catabolic process. Gene Ontology annotation, cellular component: cytoplasm. Bases 163 to 1713 code for a protein of 516 amino acids.